This is a messenger RNA of Populus euphratica (Euphrates poplar), 2439 nucleotides long. RefSeq names its product SET domain-containing protein. The transcript is spliced from 5 exons. Lineage: Eukaryota; Viridiplantae; Streptophyta; Magnoliopsida; Malpighiales; Salicaceae. Gene Ontology annotation, molecular function: protein binding. Bases 407 to 2311 code for a protein of 634 amino acids. The record is from RefSeq and is a predicted model, not a curated record.
CAUGAGAUGAAUCAUCAAACCUCCGGAGAAAACCGGACCAUCAGACCUCGUUAAUCAUGUCUUUCCAAUUCCCAUGAAAUGCUUCCAGGACGCAUUUAUGAAACUUUUCUUUUGCAGGUUAGCAGUCUCUGUCCACCUGAACUCAGCAUACCAAUUGCCCACAAAAUUACAAACACCACUUUUCUGCGAGAUAGGAAGCCAAACAAUCUUUUAGAAGGCUCCUUCCUCGUAUGGACGCAGGGUGGCAGAAGCUUGGACCUAGAAGUCGGGCCCAAAUUUGAACCGGACCAUACAAAACUGAAGUCCUGAAUGUUUCGUUCCACUUCAAUAUUUCUUGAAAGAGCCCGUGAGCCGUUAGAGAGGUUCCCCUGCCAGUUCCACGCUCGCUCGAGAUUCAAGAAUCAGGAUGGAGAUGAGAGCCAGUGAAGAGGACAUAGAAAUUGGCGAAGACAUGACCCCAUCGGAGAUCCCUCUCUCUUACGCACUUCACGAUUCUUUCCUUCACUCUCACUGCUCCUCUUGCUUCUCUCGUCUCCCUACUGAAAAUUUUACCCAGCAUCACCAUGCCCCCACGCUACUCUACUGUUCCUCUAUCUGCUCCUCUUCCCACUUCUCCCCCGCCGAGCUCCACCUCCUGCACUGUCCCCCCUCCUCCGACCUCCGCGCUGCCCUUCGCCUCCUCCCCCACUUUCUUCCCUCCUCCUCCACCAACAGAAUUUGUGGCUUAUUGACGAACCGAGAGAAAUUGAUGGCCGACGAAGAGAUUUCAGCUCACGUAAGAUAUGGAGCGAAGGCCAUAGCAGCUGCGAGAAGGAUUGAGAUGGUUGAAAACGAAAAAAAUGACGCUGUUUUGUUGGAGGCUGCGUUGUGCUUGGUGCUAACGAACGCCGUUGAGGUACACGAUAACGAAGGGCGCUCCAUCGGGAUUGCUGUUUAUGGCCCCAAUUUCUCGUGGAUUAAUCACAGUUGUUCUCCCAAUGCUUGUUAUCGAUUUAUUAUUUCUCCUCCUGAUAAUGUGUUGCCGUUCAGCGAUGAGUCGAGGUUACGAAUUCUUCCAGCUGGCACCAAAAGUGAUAAUGGUGUGCACAACAUUGAAUUCCCAAAAGGAUGUAGUGGAAGUGGACCAAGAGUGAUUGUGAGGAGUAUUAAGAGGAUUAAGAGAGGUGAGGAGGUGACUGUGGCUUACACAGACUUGUUGCAGCCUAAGGAAAUAAGGCGGUCAGAAUUGUGGGCCAAGUAUCGUUUUAUUUGUUGCUGUACACGAUGCAUUGCAUCACCCCCUUCUUAUGUAGAUCAUGUUCUGCAGGAAAUUUCCACAUCAAAUCUGGCCUCUUCGAGCAUAAGUUCUGAACUCAGCUUUUAUAGGGAUGAAGCAACUAGAAAGCUGACAGAUUAUGUAGAUGAAGUUACAGCCGAGUAUCUUGCUGUUGGUGAUCCUGAAUCUUGCUGCAAGAAGCUUGAGAACAUGCUGAUCAAUGGCCUCCUUGAUGAGCAGUUAGAGGUCAGAGAAGGAAAAUCACAGUUGAACUUCAGGUUGCAUCCCCUGCACCAUCUUGCUCUGAACACAUAUACCAUUCUGGCUUCUGCUUAUAAAAUACGAGCAAGUGACUUAUUUUCUCUGCAUUCUGAGGUGGGUGGACUUUCAUGGGAAGCUUUGAGCAUGUCCAGAAACAGUGCAGCAUACUCAUUGUUGCUUGCAACUGCAACUCGCCAUCUGUUUUGUUUUGAAUCUUCAUUGCUUGUAUCUGUUGCAAAUUUCUGGACAAGUGCAGGGGAGUCCUUAUUAUCUCUUGCUAAAAGCUCAGCAUGGGAUUCUCUUGGAAAAUGUGGGUUUCCUGUCUUGAAUCUUUCUCCUCUAGCUAAGCACAAAUGCUCCAAGUGCUCAUUGCUUGAAAGCUUUGAAGUAAAUUUAUCAUUUGGUCAAGAUCAAAUCCGAAAGGCAGGUUUUGACAGCGUAUCGAGCAGGUUUCUUGAUUGCAUUGGUAGUUUGUUGCGAGAAGUUUGGGGUUUUCUGAUUCAAGGCAACCGCUACUUGAAAAUGUUUAAAGAUCCCACGGAUUUCAGUUGGCUUGGGAAAUCCGUAGACAUAUGGGAUUUUGAUACCCAUAAUGAUGUGGAUUUCAAUUGUUGGACCAACCAAAGUGUUUCUGGAAUUGAGGCUCUGGGGAACUCCGAGCAAUGGAGAACAAAUAGUUUUCAGCUUGGUGUUCAUUGCUUACUCUAUGGAGGAUUUUUAGCUGGCAUAUGUUAUGGUCCUCAUUCUCAUUGGAGUAGUCACAUUCGGAGUGCUCUAAGUUAUGAGGGGAAAUAAAAAUUAAAAAAAAAAAAAACUGCAGACGUGGAUUGCACAUGCAGCAGGCCAUCUAACUUGUAACUUGCUAGUCAACUCUACACUCGCCAUUCCUAUGGUAGAUUGAAAUCUUUUAAGAAUUAAGUAUU